AUGGACCUGCUUACGUUUGUUUUUGCGGCUGUUAUUCUAGUUGUAUCUGAUGGGUUGAUUGUGCACGGUCCCUCAGGUCCUCUGGUUGCUCCUCUGGGGUCUUCAGUGGUUUUGCCCUGUUAUGUUGAUGAACUCUUACUAAUGGAGGAUCUGGAGGUGGAAUGGAGAAGAACAGACUCAGAUACUCUGGUUCAUCUGUAUCAAGAUGGUGAGAGUCGACCAGAGACCCGGCAGCAGGAUUAUCAUGAUAGAGCUCAUUUCUUUACUGAUCAGAUUCAACAUGGAAACUUCUCCCUCCGUCUGGACAAUCUGAGAGCUCAAGACAAAGGGGUUUACAGAUGUAAGGUUCACAGUCAGCAGGAUUUCGGUGAGAUUGUGGUUGAAAUAAAAGAUGUUGACCAUUUGCUAGUAUCAGGAUCGAGUCGUUCCAUAUCUGUGUCUGUGGGUGAGGACAUCACUCUGAACUGCUCUGUAGACUCUCACAUCACACCUGAACACAUUGAAGAGAUUUCAUGGAAGAAAACAGAUGAAGAUAAAGAUAUUCUGGUUCUUCUCUACCAAAACAAUCAGACUUUAUCAGAUUCAUCAGAUGAGCGAUACAGAGACAGAGCUGAGUUCUUCACUGCUGAAAUCCCCAAAGGAAACUUCUCUCUCAGACUGAAGAGUGUCAGAACUGAGGAUAAAGGAGUUUACACGUGUCAAGUGUUUGCUGAAGGACUUUCAGCCAAUGCAACUGUAGUACUGGAGCGACUGGGUUUCUCUGUUUCACACAUAAUGGUGUUGAUUCUCUGUAUAUCUGCAUCUGGAUCUGCACUCCUGCUCUGCUGGCUGAUCUACUGCAGAUCACACAAUGAAGGUUUAUAA
Molecule: messenger RNA, 864 nt
Organism: Sinocyclocheilus rhinocerous
Lineage: Eukaryota; Metazoa; Chordata; Actinopteri; Cypriniformes; Cyprinidae
Product: butyrophilin subfamily 2 member A1-like
Exons: 4
Coding region: 1-864 (287 amino acids)
Biological process (GO): immune response; cell surface receptor signaling pathway; cellular response to lipopolysaccharide
Cellular component (GO): external side of plasma membrane
Source: RefSeq, a predicted model, not a curated record